Messenger RNA from Dermacentor silvarum, 7941 nucleotides. RefSeq names its product PHD and RING finger domain-containing protein 1. The coding region runs from base 797 to 7318 and encodes 2173 amino acids. The transcript is spliced from 13 exons. The record is from RefSeq and is a predicted model, not a curated record. Lineage: Eukaryota; Metazoa; Arthropoda; Arachnida; Ixodida; Ixodidae.
CAGCGUUACGCGCUCGCAUGGAUGCCUGUACUGCUAACCAGUGCUCUUUCUGUGGUGCUAUAUCGGGUGCUGACGGAUCUCUUUUCCGAAGCUGCCGUUGGAUGAGGUGCCGGGAGCUCCUGCGUGCUUGUCGUUUCCCUGUUGUUGCAUCGCACAGUGCGAAACAUCGGCCAAGAUCUGCUCUCGGACGCAUUCUGUAACUACAGCCUUCUCCUUUCUCAUUGAACACGAGCAUCUGGUUGGCCGAACGUCAGCAGAAAAAAACCCUUACUUUGCUUACCGUGUCCACGAUAAGCCUAACAAUCAGAAACUUCAACUCGCAAUUUGACUCGCCACGAACAUCUCAUGUCCGAUGUCUGCGGCUGUUUCAACCUUGGUGUGCUCUUCCAACAGUGGUUCCCGCUCUACUACAGCGCACGAAUUGGCAGACGUAUAUUUUAACCUGUCGUGCUUCGACCGUCGUUUCCCACCUUUUUUAGAUAUUUGCUUUGCUUGGGGGAAGAGUGCUCUGCGUUGUGUCUGUCUAGGGAGCAUUUUUGCGCCCCGUGAACUGUUUCGCCACUGCGAUCAGGCUUGUUCUGAAGACAUGGUUUUUGGUUCAUCUAGCGUGCUUGGCUGUUGACUACUGCUGAGAUCAGCUAGGUUUCGUCGGCUGGUUCUCCAAGAAGAAAACAGCAUGCCCUCUUUGCUGACACUUUUCUGCAGAAGUCCAUAAGGCCACUGCUUGAUACAAGAAAUGCUUGAGGCAGACUCUACCAUGGCCAGCUGAAAAAAUCCACGCCGAGGGGUGAUUGCCAUGAGCUCCGACGAGGAGGAGAUUGUUCCGCAGCGCAAGCGCAACGCCAGGGUGAUUGUUGACGAGGAGGAGGAGCAGUCGUCGUCUGACAGUGGCUCAGAGGGAGGCAGUGGCGACGAGGAUGAGGAUGACGAAGAGAGCAGUGGGGAGUCCGGGUCGUCCUCAGACGAGGCCGACUCUGCAGCAGAAGACGAAGGUGGUGGCGGCGAGUCGGAGUGGGAGGAGAUUCCACAAGAGCUGCUCUUGGAAGGUUGCCAGCAGCAGAUGGUGGCCACAACAUUGGAAGCAGCAUCGGCCAAGAAGGCUGUCCAUGCUGCUCUGCGCAAGGCAGCCGAUGCUGCGGCCGAGGCUAGCGACAGCGACCUGAGCGACGCACAGGCAGAGCGAUGCGCUGUUUGCCUCAACCGUUUCUUGGGACAGGAGGUGGGCACACCCGAGAGCUGUGACCACACCUUCUGCCUCGACUGCAUACAAGAAUGGGCCAAGAACAUGAACACAUGCCCCGUGGACCGGUCUGUGUUUCGGCUCAUCUUGGUGCGAAAGGGAGACCGAGUGGUCCACCAGAUCUCGGUGCCAGUCCCUGGUGAGGGGGAAGCCCAGGAGCAGCAGGAAGAAGAGGACUUGACAUACUGUGAAGUGUGUGGUCGGUGUGAUCGCGAGGAUCGGCUGCUUCUGUGUGAUGCCUGUGACCUGGGGUACCACUGCGAGUGCCUGAGCCCCCCACUAGACUCUGUGCCCAUAGAGGAGUGGUACUGCCCCGACUGUGCACCUGACCAUGCCCCGCAGGAAGAUGAGCCGCUGACUGAUGAUAUGAUGGAGGAGUUCAGAGAAAUGCUGGCAUCACGGUUUCGGCCCGGCCAAGUGGGUGGUCUCCGCCGAGCCAUUGCCCGCACACGUGCCAGUGAAAUUGUGCGCAUUCGCAUUCAGCGCCGUCGUGCAGCCAUUGACGGGGAAACUGCAUCCUCACCUGAACCCUGUCAACGGUCAUCAUCAGCCAAACAAGCACCAGCAAAGCGUUCCUCAGCACCCAGACGGCGGAAAGCGUCAAGUCGCAAAACGUCGAGCCGCAAGACGUCUAAGCGCAAGCGGCGCAGCACUGGCCACCGCCGCAAGCGCAAGACCAAGGGCAACUCAACCAAGCGGCGCAAGGCGACGACUGGCAGCAGCCGCAAGACUCACCGGAAGGGUAGCAAGCGCAAGAGCAGCCGACGCACUACGCGCCGGUCGCGUCUGUCCUCACGACCUCUGGCCUGUCCCCCAUCAGUGCGACAGCGGAUUGCCGAUCGCUUGGGACUUGCACGGCCCCCACCAGGCCAGAGCUUGCCGCUCAUGCGCCGCGUCGACCUGGGCACUUCUUCCUCCACUUUUGCUGCGGGCUCACAGUAUGUGGGCUCAACUUAUGGCCCUUCCUUCUCCCUGUUUGGGGAUCGAGAUGAGCUGGUCUCGUUCGAUGACAGCUACGACGAAGACAGCGGGGGUGACGUCAUGGUUGCCCGACCAAGGUUACCACGACAAUCCUUUACCCAAGUCAAGAAAGCCACCUCAAGACCUGCAUCAUCAUCACUGAAUCGGGUACGUGCAGCUCUGGCCAAAGUUUCUCCACCUCCAGCUUGCGGCGACCUACUGGGCAGCAUCCUGGAGAUGCAGUCUGUGUUCCAUUCCAAAGGAGGUCUCGCGGGGGCUGUUGUGCAACGUGAUGGCUCUCUUGACCUGCGCGCGGUGCCUUCAUCAGCACGCAAGUGCCCCCGAAGUCCUCCUGGUUCCCCUGCUGAAUCCCCAGCUUCUCCUCCGCCCUCAAGCAUAGGUGGCCAUUCAACAGGCUCAGCAAACCAGACUCCCAGCAGACGAGCAUCAAGUGGGGGAGGCUACACUUCGAGCUAUGAUGGUGCGCCGGGGGGCAACGGCACAACACCUAGUCUGCAUGAUGACCAUGCGCAACGGGAAGGCUGUGGUAGUUACCACAACUUGAUGGUUCCAUCUCCACCAGAUGCGUAUGUACGCAAGAAUGGCCGGGACCGGACUAAAAAUGGCCCAGUGGAGGAAGACGACGACAUUGACAUCUAUAGUGACAUUGACGAUGGUGAUGAUAGUGGUGGUGGUGGUGGUGGUGGUGGGGGGGAUGGUGUGAAUCAUAAUGGAGAUGAUACAGAACCUUCAGUGAAUGGUGAAAGCCCAACGAGAGUGUCUGCAGCAGCGUCCGUUGGCAGAGAGAGUGUGCCACGACGUGUCCCAGCAGGCAUUGUGGACCAUGAUGAGGAAGCAUCAUCGAGUGAAAACGAGCUGGUCAUUGAUGAGCAAGAAAAUGCUGCUGAGGUGCCGGAGGAUGAAGUUGCAGAUGAUAAUUCAAAAGCAGCUGAUGAGAGUGAGGAGGAAGGGCCCAUCCUGGAAACAGACAAUGUGAGGAGUCCAUCACCCGAGAAUGACGGGGCCACGUCACAGGCAUCAGAUGAAGAGGGUGGCCUGGAAAUAGUUGAGAAUGGGAACUCAAGUGAUGGUGACCAGCGUGAAGAUGAAAGUAGUGGAGCCAAAGAGGGCGAUGAUGGUGGAGAAGAAGCAGGAGAUGGUGAGGAGGAGGAAGAAGAAAAAGCAGAAGUGCAACCGUUAGCUGAAGAGGAAGAAAACUCACAGAUGAACACUGAAGAGGAAGAAGCAGGUUCCAUGCCAGUGGAAGACACUCCAGCGUCCCCCACAGAAGAGGGCCCCUCAUUCGUGCGAGAUGCGCCUGCAUCUCCCCCAGCUGAAGACUGUCUGUCAUCUCCACUAGAAGGAACGCCAUCACCUCCCGCUCCUGUUGACAUGCCGGCAUCACCAUCAGAAGAUGUGGUUCCUGGCGCUUCACCAAUUGAGAGUGGAGAGGAAUCCUCAGCACCUGUCUCUCCUGAAGCAGCGCCAGCAGAUGAGCAAAUGGCAAAGCCUACAAGAGGAGGUGAAGACGGGCAAGAAAACGAAGACAGGCAAGAAAACGAAGACGGGCAAGAAAACGAAGAUGGGCAAGAAAACGAAGACGGGCAAGAAAACGAAGAUGGGCAAGAAAACGAAGAAAAGGUGAUUGCAAGUGUCGAUGAGGGUGAAGAAGACGACACCCAAGACAACUCAUCCUCUCCAAAAGAAAUUGAGAGCCCCGAAGCCGAGCCAGAAGAGGAGGAGAGGGAGGAGCAGGAAGAGAGCAGCUUGACGGUGGGUGGACCAGGCGAGGACAUCGCUUCCCCGGUGCCGCAAGAAUCAAAGGAGCAAGAUGAUGGUGGUGUCCUCCUUGGUGACCUCCUAGAUACUGAGGAUAUCUCCUCAUCCGAAGAAGAAGGCCUCAUUGAGGAUACCAGCAAUGGCAUGGAAGAUAUAUCAGAGCCGGGUAGUACAGAUGGCUUGGUGGACAACCUGGAGGCCAUUGUCAGGGAGCAGGAGGAACCUUGGCGAUGUGACCAGCCGGGGGAGGAGCAGCCGCAGCGUAAGGAGCGGAAGAGCAAGCACAAAAAGGAGACCUGUCAUCACCGGAAGCACCGUCGUCACCGACGAACAAACAGCAGCAAUGAGGACCGUGAAGAAGGUGAGAUCAUUGAGGAGAGCUCGCCAUCCUCUUCGAGCCGGCGACGGAAAGAUGUGGAGCCACCUGAAAAUGACCCGGCUGAGUUGGCACCACGUAUCAACAUUUCUGAGUUGCCACGGAUCCCCAAGAUCAAGAGGGGCGACAAAGCGGCGAGUCAUGCUGCUGAUAGCGAAUCUAGCGUUGGAGGUGAUGGCAAAAGUGUGGUGGUGACAUCGCAUGCGGAAGUAAAGCGCACCAGUGUGUUGGGCCGGGUAGACUCGGGCAGUGAUAUCAGCUGGAAGAAACUGUCUAAGCACUCACGGGAGCGCAGCUAUCGAGACGGAAAACAGCGGGAUGACACGGUGUUGUUCAAGGAGCGCGACAUCAAAAAACGUGAGAGAGAGAGUCGUGUUGAGCGCUCUGACAAUCCAGCGCGGAAGGACACUGAGGCGAGGGCAAGCUCCCCCUCGCCACCGCCAAAAAAGAAGGAACGGCGCCCCGACCGGGAGCUCUACGUUCGCCCUGACAAGAAGCGCGACUGGAACAAAAAGGACAAAGAAAAGGAGAGGUCAUCACACAAGGACGGCAAGUCGUCGUCAUCGCACAAAGAACACAGAGACAAGUACAAGGAGAGAGACAAGCAUAGUAGAAGUGGCAGCAGCAGCAAAGAACGGACCCGCCACAGUAGUAAGGACCGACGACGGAGCAACUCGAAAGAACGCCGUGAGCACAGCCACAGCAGUCGCCACCAUAGAGACCACUCGGACGAGCGCUCGUCGGAGAAGUCCUCCAAGCACAAGGAUUCACGUCGGGCAGAUGACCGAGAGUCAAGACGCUAUGAUGACAGGGACAGUAGGGAUUCAAGGGAAAAACGAGACUCAAGAGAAGCACGGAGCUCUCGGGAAACACGGGAUUCAAGGGAUGAUGGUAGUAGAGGAAGAGAGUCGAGAGAUGUGAGAGAUUCUAGGGAUACGAGGGAGUCAAGGGAGUCAAGAGACAACAGGGAAUCAAGAGAUGUGACGAGGGACAGCAGAGAAUCGAGAGAGAGCAGGGAAUCGAGAGAGAGCAGGGAAUCAAGGGAAGGCAGAGAAACGAGGGAGUCACGAGAAGUAAUUAGGGAGCCACGGCGAACUGAAGAAAAGAUUAAGGUGGUUGUUGAGAAGGACUACUGGCGUGAUAAGCACGAGCGGCGGAAAGAACGGUCACCCAGCCCUUAUUUGGAAGAGGCAGAAGAGCACACACCCAUCGAGUCAAAAGAGGUGAUUGCCAAGGGUGACAGCAUCAUAAUCAAUGUAAAUUUCAACCGCAGCAAGAAGGAAACAAAAUUGGCGACUGUGCCAUUGAAAGAUACCGAUGCACUUCCUAAACCUAGUGUCAGGGACUCAAGGUCACGUAAACGUGAGGCCUCACCUGCCACACCGCAGUAUGGAAGUGACAGUGACGCUAACGAGAGUUCGUCCAAAAGGAGACGCCGCCAUCAUCGGAUCGGCCAUGACGGCGGCAGGGACGAAAGUGAAGCGAGUGAGCAGGACGACGACCAAGAGGCGAUGGAGCGGUCACCAGCAUCUCCUGCAUAUGACUUCGGCGAUCAGGCAUCAGCGUCUUCGCCAUCAGGGAGUGAUGGCUUUGCAGAUAACAAGCCAAGCACACCCCCAGAGGUGCACGCGUCACCCCCAUCGCCUGCUGCCGCGGACAAGUCGCCGACAUCAUCACAAGCGACUCCUCAGGCACCGGAGCCACCAUCACCGCCAUUACCCCAGCUGCCCAUCCUGUCAAGCAGCUCCGCCAUACAGCUGUCACCGCGGUCGCCCCCAUCGCCACCAGAGGACAACAGCUAUGACCCGUGUGAGCCGACCAAAAGCCCAAGCCCCCCGCCGCCGCCGAUGGCCUCAGUUGCAACGGCUACUGAAACCGAUCCUUGCCCACCCCCUGAGCCUGAGUUGCCACCACUUCCGCCAGAACCAGAGCCACCGGCACGCACUACCAUGGCAACAGCAGCGUCCUUGCCACCGACUCUGCCCUUGCCGUCGGUGACAGUUGCAGCACCCGUGAGCGGCCCGCCAGUGCUCCCUACCAUGGCGGGGCUGCAGUUGCAACCCCCGCCACCAUUCUUGCCGGCAAGGCCUCUUACUACAGUGGUGGGAAGUCUGGCUGGUCCCUGGGCUCCAGCUGCGGCGCCCAUGAUCCUUGGCCUUAGGGCACCGUUCGUGCCACCGGCGCUCGGUGCACUUCUUCCCCCACCAAUGGGCCUCAUGCCACUGAGGCCACCACCUGCGCCAAUCGUGCGGCUUACCGCCCCGCCCAUAGUCACUGCUCCGACUACUCUCAGUCUGCCCCCUGAACCGGCGUUGCGGGGGACAGAGCAGACGGGUGUCGUGGACAUGGAUGUUUCGACACCACCGCUGUACUCCCCCACGGACGUUCCGAUUUCCCCUCCGGAGCCUGCUGCGAUGCCUCCUCAACCAGCACCUGUUGUGCAAAAAGCAUCAUUCGACUCCCUUCUGCCAGCUGAGCGGAAAAGUGGCAAAGGCAGUUCCAAGUCCAAGCGGCAGCACACCAGCAGUAGUUCACAGGAUGCUAAGCAUGUUGUGCACUUUGUGGUCGACAAGAGCAAGGGUGGUUCAUCGAAUGUGACCCGGAGCCGGUCGGAGUCCAAGUUUAGCAGUCGCAGCAUGGACGAAAGCCAGCUCCAGAUCCUCGACGAACUGCCCAGCUCUGCUGUUGAGAUGCAGGUCAAGGACAAGUUCCUGAAGAAGCUUAACAGGCAGGAGCGUGUGGUGGACGAAGUGAAGCUGGCACUCAAGCCUUACUACAAUCGCCGCGAAAUCUCCAAGGAGGAGUACAAGGACAUCCUAAGGAAAUCUGUUCCAAAGAUCUGCCACAACAAAAAGGGCGAGAUCAACCCAAUGAAAAUCAAGGCAUUUGUCGAGGGGUACAUCCGAAAGAUCAAGCACCAUCGCAAGAAACUUAGCAGUGAGCACCGGCACAAAGCAUCCUGAGCAAUGAGUGACUGCCACCUGGGGCCCUCGUUGUCGUCACCGUGAAAGGAACGCUUCGCCUCGCGAAGUGGGUGCCGGAGUUUGUGCCUGGCAGCACCCAACAAGUCAUCAUCAUCACGCGGUCGGGCGGCCACUUGUCAUCGCACGUCUGCCAGCUGCGUGUUGUACAAACAAAGGACCGUCACCCAUCCCCUUCCUCCCACGAUUCAUUACGAGCCCUCCCUUCGCCCACUGCCCACCCAGUCCAGCCUCCAGACAAGCCAGCUGCAAUGACUGGUCCACGACCAGAGAAACCCACAUUGUCACCCCAGAUCUUUCGGCAAUGGCUGCAUCUUUAAUACGUUGUAAAGGAAGACGAAGCAGAGAAGAGACCGCUGUGUGCGCAUGUCUGCAGUGCAAUCGUGUGUGCGUGUGAAAUGAACUGUGUUUGACGUACAACAAGUAGCAACUGCUGUGCACACAGUCUCUCUUAUCACGUGCCCAGACCUUGUGUAAAUAUAGCGCGUGGGUCAUCUGCUAAGAUUAAAAAAGACUAACACAUUCAAAAACUGGCCAUUGCUAUGUGUGUGUGUGCACGUGUAUGUGUGUCCUUUUUUGUAAAAGAUAUCUGCUCAGCCAUGGAA